UUUUGACGUUCGUCCUCAGUGCAGGUCAACAGUGUCAUUUCAGAAAUGCAGCCUUAAAGAUUUAUCUGACAUUUGUAAACCCUGGAUCUUUUGGAUCUGUCCUGGAAAAAUAAUUCAAAAAGAAACAGCUGGACCACUAUGGCUGCCUUCCUGCACCACUGCCCCUUCCUGAAGACGAUGCCUAAACCAGCUUUAAGGAGAACCGUGCCUGCUUUACUGUCUCUGGCUGACCGAUGCCCUAUCAUUGUUCACCAAGUCUGUAUUAGCGGUCUACACAUUCUGGAAACCAAGCUGGAUGUCUCACCAACCCAACCCAAAAGACAGCGACUCUCCUUACUGGACCAAAAGAGACUGUUCGCUCAAACGGCCACUCAGGUGGCCGUGUCUGUAUCAAAGGGCUGCCCUUUCGUCAGCUCUCAGAUUGGGAUGGUCCGAGCCAGCCCUGAAGUCCAGGAAGAUGUCCAAGCAGAUCUGAAGAGUCCAGUCCUGCCAGCACCAACUCAAACUGGCAUUACCCAACUCCUUGAAGACAACAUGGUUGGCCCCAGCUUUGACUAUGACAACUUCUUCAACGGGAAGAUUGCAGAGAAAAAGAGGGAUCACACAUACCGAGUGUUUAAGACGGUAAACCGGAGCGCUGUGGUCUUCCCGUUUGCUGAAGAUUACUCCGUCUCUGACAGACAAGGCUCCCAGGUGUCCGUCUGGUGCAGCAAUGACUAUCUGGGGAUGAGCCGGCACCCACGGGUCCUGGAGGCCAUCAGAGAGGUCCUGGAGAGGCACGGUGCGGGAGCUGGUGGAACCAGGAACAUCUCGGGCACCAGCAGAUACCACGUGACUCUGGAGAAGGAGUUGGCUAAUCUCCACCAAAAAGAUGCAGCUCUGGUCUUCUCCUCGUGCUUUGUGGCUAAUGACUCCACCCUGUUCACCCUGGCUAAGAUGCUGCCCGGGUGUCAUAUCUACUCUGAUGCGGGAAACCACGCUUCAAUGAUUCAGGGCAUCAGGAACAGCGGAGCCAAACGCUUCAUCUUCCGCCACAAUGACAGCCGGCACCUGGAGGAGCUGCUGCAGCAAUCAGACCCCAAAACGCCCAAAAUUGUGGCGUUUGAGACCGUACACUCUAUGGAUGGUGCUAUCUGUCCUCUGGAGGAGCUGUGUGACGUCGCUCACCGACAUGGAGCUCUGACCUUUGUGGACGAAGUCCACGCUGUGGGACUGUACGGAGCCCACGGAGCCGGCGUGGGAGAAAGAGACAAUGUUAUGCACAAGAUUGACAUCGUCUCUGGGACCUUAGGAAAAGCUUUUGGCUGUGUGGGGGGCUACAUUGCCAGCAGCGCCGCCCUGGUGGACACAGUUCGCUCCUACGCAGCAGGCUUCAUCUUCACCACCUCUUUGCCUCCGAUGAUCCUGGCUGGAGCGCUGGAGUCCGUGAGGGUCCUGAAGAGUCCCGAGGGACAGCUGCUUCGCAGAGCCCACCAGAGGAAUGUCAAAUACAUGAGGCAGCUGCUGAUGGAUAAGGGCCUGCCGGUGCUCAACUGCCCCAGCCACAUCAUCCCCAUACGGGUGGGCAACGCUGAACUCAACACUAAAGUGUGCGACACGCUGCUGGAAAAACACAACAUUUACGUCCAGGCCAUCAAUUACCCCACAGUGCCGCGGGGCGAGGAGCUGCUGCGUCUGGCUCCGUCUCCUCAUCACCACCCUGCCAUGAUGGAGUACUUUGUGGACAAACUGGUGGAGGUGUGGCAGGAGGCAGGGCUCUUGCUGAAUGGACCAGCCACAGUCUCCUGCACCUUCUGCGAUCGCCCGCUGCACUUUGACCUGAUGAGCGAGUGGGAGAAAUCCUACUUCGGCAACAUGGAACCACAAUACAUUACUGUGUCUGCCUAAAGCCAAAG
Messenger RNA from Thalassophryne amazonica, 1895 nucleotides. RefSeq names its product aminolevulinate, delta-, synthase 2 (gene alas2). The record is from RefSeq and is a predicted model, not a curated record. Bases 139 to 1887 code for a protein of 582 amino acids. Gene Ontology annotation, molecular function: 5-aminolevulinate synthase activity; pyridoxal phosphate binding. Gene Ontology annotation, biological process: hemoglobin biosynthetic process; erythrocyte development; heme biosynthetic process. The transcript is spliced from 11 exons. Gene Ontology annotation, cellular component: mitochondrion; mitochondrial matrix. Lineage: Eukaryota; Metazoa; Chordata; Actinopteri; Batrachoidiformes; Batrachoididae.